Saccostrea cuccullata (small rock oyster) is the source of this 1353-nucleotide messenger RNA. Its product is annotated as gamma-aminobutyric acid receptor subunit pi-like. The transcript is spliced from 8 exons. The coding region runs from base 89 to 1303 and encodes 404 amino acids. Gene Ontology annotation, cellular component: synapse; plasma membrane; neuron projection. The record is from RefSeq and is a predicted model, not a curated record. Gene Ontology annotation, molecular function: neurotransmitter receptor activity; transmembrane signaling receptor activity; extracellular ligand-gated monoatomic ion channel activity. NCBI's taxonomy places the organism in Eukaryota, Metazoa, Mollusca, Bivalvia, Ostreida, Ostreidae. Gene Ontology annotation, biological process: signal transduction; regulation of membrane potential; monoatomic ion transmembrane transport.
GUUUACUUUAUCCUGAUUGGAUGGACUUCCAAAGUCUUCUUUAUAUACCAGUAUUUCCACUCUUUCAGCACUUUUGUACAGGCUCGGAAUGAUGGGAUGCAGAAUUUCUACGCUGGGUUUUAUUUUGCUCACAUAUAAUAUUAUAUGUUGUCUGUGUCUGGGGAUAAAACCACCUUGGGAAAUUUCAGGCAAUGAGACUACAGUGUUUAUUUCUCUAUAUGUGUCACAGUUCAGAAGCCUUAUACUUGACGCUGAUAUGACCUUUGACAUUCGCCAGUCGUGGAGGGAUCAGCGAUUUGUAAAUUAUUCCCGGAAUCCCAAUGAUUAUACCUUGUAUAAAGCUGAGGAAUUCGAAAAGUUGUGGAUACCAGACACUUACAUCGCCAAUGAAAUGCCCAAUGGUCUAUUGGAGACUGCAGCAACUGAUAACAUAUAUGCAUAUCCAAAUGGAAGUCUUUACUUAACAACAAGGCACUCCAUAGUAUUUCACUGUGACGUGAAGUUGUUUGCCCUUCCAAUCAAAGACGAAACAUGCUCAUUGUACCUCAAGAGUGCUUCGUAUUCGUCCGAAAAUCUGAAGUUGCUCUGGAAGCUGUUUUCCCCUGUUACGUAUUCCAAAACCAUGAAAACGUAUGCAGUCACGAUAAAGAAAACGGAGACCAAGGUUUGUUCACAAGGAGAAUCAAUGCCAUGUCUCAAUUUGAUAUUACAUGUACAAAGGAAAUAUCAGACCAUGUUUAUUCAGGUAUAUUUACCUAGUACCUGCAUUGUCUUCAUCACGUGGUUAGGGUUUUGGAUUCAUCAUACCGAAGUAUCAGGAAGAACCCGCAUCUCUACGAUCUCUUUGACGGCCAUUAUAGCAGAAAGUGUGGGAACUCUGAUCUUGAAUCCGGACCAGGUUCAUAUGGCUGCAGUAGAGGCAUGGAAUGCAGGAUGCUUUAUCAUUAUUACUCUGGCAUUUUUAGAAUUUGUAGUUGUUCACAAUUAUCAUAGACGGCGAAUGCAUAAAAAGAAUUCGACAAAAGACCAAGAAAUUCAGGGUAAAUUAGAGGCACAAUGUAGUAGCCACAACAACACAAAAGUCACAGAUAUCAGCAAAAGAAAGAAUCUCCCAAAGUCCAAAGUAGCACCAGAAGUGAUCCAUGUGAUUGAUAUGUCUACUAAUGCAAAAGAUACAGAGGAAAAGUCUGGCAUAGCUCCAGAAACGAUAGACAGAAUAUCAUCACUGCUCUACGUUCUGUUAUUUAUAUUGUUCAAUAUCUAUUACUGGGCUUUCUUUUUAACGGAAGCAGACAAGAAAUAAAAUGACACUUUAACUAAUAUAAUUAUUCAAUCCAUCUAGCACAAACUCAA